UUAACUGCUUCUCCUAGACGUUUAUUUAGAGCGGGCUCAUUGGACCCGUCCAGAACAGUGUCUAGCGUAGAAAGGCGGCCCUCCCCACCACAAACCAUGCAGUCCAGCACCAUGACCCUGCGGGGUCAGCGCAGCCAGUUCGGGGCCAAGGCCUUCACCAGCGCUCGCGUGCAGCGCGCCAGCCUGCAGGUGACCAACGCCAUUACCCGCCAGAAGAAGGAGCAGGUCGUGGAGGUGCUGAAGGGCAAGCUGGAGAAGAGCACUGUUGUGUUCGGCCUGCGCUUCAAGGGCCUGGAUGUCCCGACCGUGCAGAAGUUCCGCAAGAUUCUGCCUGCUAACACGUCCGUGUACGUGACGAAGAACAGCCUGAUGAAGGUCGCGGUCUCGCAGACCAAGGGGUGGGAGGCGCUGGCGGACAAGGGCUGCACGGGUGAGAACGCCUGGGUCUUUGUCAACGAGGAGGAGAUCGCCGAGACCGUGAAGGCGUACUUCAAGUUCGAGGAGGACCUGUUCGUUGAGGCCAAGAAGCAGGCUGCUAAGAACGUGGAGGUGAAGCGGCCGACCGAGGUGUCCUGCGCCGUCAUGUCUGGCCAGUACCUGAGCCCCGCUGAGCUGAAGCGCUGCGAGAACCUGCCCACCAAGGACCAGCUGUACGCCACCAUUGCCCGCCUGGCUAAGCAGCCCGCGCAGAAGCUGGCGGUUGGCAUCAAGGCCGUGCCCAACAAGCUGGCAAUUGCUAUCAAGAAGGUGUCGGAGCUGGACGACGACAAGACCAAGACUGUUGCCUCGGUUGCCAAGGCAUAAGCGGCCUGCUGUUGCAAGCUGGCGGUUCUGGAUGGGAAGCUGCAAGUGGAAUAGCGUUGGGAUGUACUGCGCCGAUCGGUGGCUGUCGCCAGUGUCCGUGGCUAUGUUCGCCUGGUUGCAGGCACGUGCCUGCGGUACCAUAUGGUACCUGGCGGGCAGGUCGGGGUCGGGUGGAUGAAUGUGGGGCGCUGCCAGCUGUAUUUGGCAGCCAGCAACGAUGUGAAGGCCGAACGGAGAGUUGUGCAUCACGGUUUCAGGGGUUUCGUCACCCGCUCAGUCGCCGGCAAUUUUGAUACGAGUGCCGGCGGUGGCGGCUAGACGGUGGUGCUGUGCCUCCCGAGGGCUGUUCACCCGGGAGGAGCUCGUUUGACAGGAGAUAGGUUUGUUGGUAGGAUAAGGGCUGGAUGCAGUGGUGUACUUGAGGUGGUAUACCGCGCCCAGUAGGCGUGUGAAGGCUGAGCGCUGAGGCUGGUCCGUAGCGCUGGCAGUCAGCUGUCGUGGUCAGCACCGAGGCCAGCACGGUGGCCGCACGUCACCCAGGCGGUUAAGCUGACUUCGUCCAGAUGUGUGUGAGAGAAGCAUGACAAAAGUAUGUGCUAGCAAGGAUGUAGGGCCCUGUAACGUCCGGGGA
This is a messenger RNA of Chlamydomonas reinhardtii, 1435 nucleotides long. RefSeq lists its product as uncharacterized. Gene Ontology annotation, biological process: translation. The record is from RefSeq and is a predicted model, not a curated record. The transcript has 6 exons. Gene Ontology annotation, molecular function: structural constituent of ribosome. Gene Ontology annotation, cellular component: large ribosomal subunit. The coding region runs from base 97 to 804 and encodes 235 amino acids. NCBI's taxonomy places the organism in Eukaryota, Viridiplantae, Chlorophyta, Chlorophyceae, Chlamydomonadales, Chlamydomonadaceae.